CCCUGGUGGGUGUGGGAAGUGUUGAAACUGAACUGAGAGUUGUGUCACGGAAGUGUUAGUGAGUUUUGUUUGCAACGGCGUCAUGAAUCUUUCAGUCGUUGGGAAGUAAUCGCGGUGAUUAAACGGUAAGGCCUCCAAGUAUCGAGGAACAGAGGGACCUCGUUGUACAAGGGAGGGACACACACCGUGAACGGCAGGGAGUACUGAGAAACAGAGGGACAUCAGCGUACGUCCAUGGAUCCCUGAAGGAGACAGCCCAGACCCACCAUGUCGUUCUCCGGAGACCGGUCCAACUCCACCCUCGGUGGGAACUUCUUCUCACGCGAUUCCAUCCCAGGGGACCUCAGCAACCAGUGGACAGCGUCCACCGUCUUAUUCAUCAUCAUCACCGCCCUCACCUUCCUGCUCGGCGUCCCCGGCAACGGCGCUGUCGUCUGGGUGACGGGCUUCAAGGUAAAGAGGGGCGUCCACACCAUGUGUUUCCUGAACCUGGCUGUGGCGGACCUGAGCUACUGCCUCACCCUCCCCUUCCUGGUGUCCUCCUACUUCGUUCUAAGACCCUGGCCCCAAGAUAAAUUGCCCUGGGUGUUCCUCCUCUCCGCCAUCGCUCUCAACAUGUCCGCCAGCGCCUUCCUGUUGACCAUGAUCAGCAUCUUCCGCUGCCUGGCCGUCACUCGGCCCAUCUGGUUCCACCAACAGCUGGGCCAGGCUUGGGUGCGUACGGCCAUCUUCGGGGUCUGGGGCCUGGCCUUCCUCACUUCCUUGCCCUACUUCCUGAUCGAGCAGAUUGACCUGUAUUUCGGGCGCAAGACCUUUGCAGUGUUGGACGCAACUUGGGCCGUCUUCAUCUUCGGCCUCCCCGUUGCGAUCAUGGCCGCCUGCUACCUCGUGAUUGGCCGGGUGCUGUGCAGGGACCAGUUCACCAAGUCCAGGAAGCCCGUCCGCCUCAUCGUGACCGUGGUGGCGGCCUUUAUCGUCUGCUGGCUCCCCAACAAUAUCUGCAGCCUUCUCCAGGCCUUCUCCCAGCCCGUUCCCACUGAAUGGAUCUACAUCACGUUCGGUGUGGCCUCCUUCAACAGCGCCCUCAACCCCCUUCUCUACGUCUUCGUCGGCCGCGACUUCCGCCGGGUAUUCAGGCGCUCGUUGGCCGCCUCACUCCGCCUCGCCUUCACCGAGGAGGGAUCAGACUUGCAGAACGACUCGUCCAACCCCACCGACGACACGGACACGAGGGUCUGAGGGACACCACAUUCGCGGACCCUCGGCCGAGCGACGUCCCCUGACGACGGGGGAGGAGGACGUUCGCCUGCGGAGGAAGGGUCCCCAGUGGGGGUUUCUCCACGCGGGAGUCCUCCCACUUGACAUCGGGGACUUGGGGCGGAGAGUGUUCCACACAGCGUUCAGAACAUAGAACAGUACAGCACAGGAACAGGCCCUUCGGCCCACAGAGUCUGUGCUGAACACCAUGCCAAAUUAAACAAUCCCUUCUGCCUUCAGAUGAUCCACAUCCCUCCAUUUCCCACCUGUCGAUCCGUCCGUCUAAAUACCUCUUCAACAUUGAUAUGGUGUCUGCGUCCCGCAUCUCCCCCGGCGGCCCCUUCCACGCACCCACCACUCUCUGUCUAAACAAAUCGUCCCUCACGUCUCCUUUAAACGAUCCCCCUCUCACCUUAAGCGCACGUCUUCCCGUAUCUGACAAUUCCACCCUGGGGGAAAAGACUCUGUCUGUCUCCCGGGUCUCUGCUUCUCGUGAUUUCAUGAAUUUCUUUCAGAUCUCCCCACCGCCUCCAGUGUUCCGGAGAAAGCAACCUAAAAUUUUCCGACCUCUACUCAUAGCUCAUGCUCUCUAAUCCAGGCAGCAUCCUGCUGAACCUCUUCUGCACUCUCUCCAAGGACGCCACAUUCUUCCUGUAACGGGGCGACCAGAACUGCACACAAUACUCCCACUGGUACCUCACUCUUACACCCAUGGUCUUAUCCAAUGAAGCCAAGCAUGCCGUACGCCUUUUUCACCACCCCACCUACUGCCAGAAUAACAGCCCUCCACCUGCACUCUGUCCUCUUUGGGUAGGUAAUUCUGAG
Pristis pectinata (smalltooth sawfish) is the source of this 2082-nucleotide messenger RNA. Its product is annotated as C3a anaphylatoxin chemotactic receptor-like. Gene Ontology annotation, molecular function: G protein-coupled receptor activity; complement component C5a receptor activity. The coding region runs from base 268 to 1239 and encodes 323 amino acids. Gene Ontology annotation, biological process: phospholipase C-activating G protein-coupled receptor signaling pathway; complement receptor mediated signaling pathway; positive regulation of cytosolic calcium ion concentration. Lineage: Eukaryota; Metazoa; Chordata; Chondrichthyes; Rhinopristiformes; Pristidae. The record is from RefSeq and is a predicted model, not a curated record. Gene Ontology annotation, cellular component: plasma membrane. The transcript is spliced from 2 exons.